Molecule: messenger RNA, 690 nt
Organism: Phoenix dactylifera (date palm)
Lineage: Eukaryota; Viridiplantae; Streptophyta; Magnoliopsida; Arecales; Arecaceae
Biological process (GO): protein ubiquitination
Cellular component (GO): cytoplasm
Molecular function (GO): ubiquitin protein ligase activity
Source: RefSeq, a predicted model, not a curated record
AUGGCGUUAUAUUUCGGCGACACUACUACGUACGUCAGUGCUUUGCUCAAGGGGAGAAAUUUGGGAGCGUCAGCAAGGCCACUGGCCCCUGUGGAAGUCCACCUUCACGUCUACGAGUACAUCGAUGGAGGUCAAAGGUUGGCCUGCCGGCCCGAGUUCACUGAUUUUUCCAUGUAUCUCGGCCACUUGGUGGAUCUACGAGAUCUUCGUCACAUGAUUCCUGAAAUCCUUUUCCAUACUUUCUACAACGAUCUGGACACUCGGCGGUUCUGGGAGGAGAAGCUCAUCGACUACGCUGCCGACGUAGGCCUAAUCGCUUUCAAUGCUGGCGUCCAAGAGCUGGAGCUAACCGUUGAGAUACAUAUCCGCAACCUGGCUCGGCGGCUGCUCGAGGUGGAGCAGGAGAUGGUUGAGCUGGCGAUAAAUGCUUCUGAUGAAGAAAUUGGACGUGGGGACUUUGGUGGCACGCCGGCGUCGGAGGCAUCGAUCAGGGAGCUGGAGGUGGUGAAGUACGAUGGUGUUGGAGGUGAGUUUGAAGACAACGGGUGCUCGAUUUGCUUGGAGGAGUUUGAGCUGGAGAUGGAAGUGACGCGAAUGCCUUGCAAGCAUGUCUUCCAUGGUGGCUGCCUCACCCAGUGGCUCGAGAAAAGUCAUCUUUGCCCUCUCUGCCGUCAGGAGAUACCCAUCUAG